Messenger RNA from Vicia faba (fava bean), 1110 nucleotides. Lineage: Eukaryota; Viridiplantae; Streptophyta; Magnoliopsida; Fabales; Fabaceae. The record is from the annotation of a GenBank genome assembly.
AUGGCUUGGUGGGAUUUAAGACCCUUGUUUCGUUUUCAAUCUAUAACCACCCGUUUUCAGGAUUUAUCGAGAAGGAGGCCGGGGUUCUCUGCUAUGACUAGUGCUCACUUUUCAUCCAUUAAUUCUCCACUGAUAGACAAAAAGAGUGAAGAGGAAUUCGGGCAGCGGGAAGUCCAGCUUGAUUCACACACUAUGAGUUCUCAUGGAUAUGCAGUUGCUAGAAUACACAUGCAUGAUUGGUUCAUGCUAUUGCUCCUUGUUUUGAUUGAAAUCACCCUAUACAUGAUCCAUCCUUUCUAUCGCUUUGUUGGGAAGGAAAUGAUGACUGAUCUCAAAUAUCCUCUCAAGAGUAAUACAGUUCCUGUCUGGGCUGUUCCUAUGCUUGCAAUUGUAUUGCCUGUCGUGAUCUUUCUCGUUGUUUAUUUCCGAAGGAGAGAUAUCUAUGAUCUUCAUCAUGCCGUAUUAGGUCUCUUGUUCUCCAUUUUAGUAACAGCGGUGAUAACUGAUGCGAUAAAAGAUGCAGUUGGGCGACCUCGACCAGACUUCUUCUGGCGGUGUUUUCCAGAUGGAAAGGAUGUUUAUGAUAAAUGGGGAGAUGUCAUUUGUCAUGGCGACAAGAAAGUCAUAAAGGAAGGACAUAAGAGUUUCCCAAGCGGUCAUACUUCAUGGUCAUUUGCUGGUCUGGGUUUUUUAUCGUUGUACUUGUCUGGAAAAUUAAAAGCAUUUGAUCGCAAAGGUCACGUUGCAAAACUUUGUAUUAUUUUUCUACCACUACUUGCUGCAUCACUUGUUGCUGUUUCUCGAGUUGAUGACUACUGGCACCACUGGCAGGAUGUGUUUGCUGGAGGUCUUAUAGGGCUUGUAGUUGCUACUUUUUGCUAUUUGCAGUUUUUUCCCCCUCCUUAUCACCAUGAAGGUUGGGGUCCUUAUGCUUAUUUUAAGAUGUUGGAAGAAUCACGAGGUGUGGCAGGAGGUCUUAAUGCUCAAAAUGGUAGUCGAGCUCAAUCUGAGAACCAAGAAGGACAAAGUCAACAUGGAUGUAUAGGGCUAUCUUUAGCAGAGAAUCAAACUUCAACAUUAGAAGAUGAACUUGAAUCAGGGAGGAGAUAA